This is a messenger RNA of Didymodactylos carnosus, 1565 nucleotides long. The record is from the annotation of a GenBank genome assembly. Lineage: Eukaryota; Metazoa; Rotifera; Eurotatoria; Philodinida; Philodinidae.
AAGGCAUAAUAUAGAACACAUUGUGAUAAGAAUUACAUCCAUCACUUCAUUAAUAGCUGAUAAGUUAUAUUUUCGGACAGAAAAACAAGUACAUUUAUUCUCUUUAUGCAUAUGGAUACGAUAAAAUAUAGAUAAGACGGUCUAUCCAUUUUAAAUAUAGAGAAAAGAUAGUUUCACCCAACGCGUUAACUAACUUAAAUGAAAAUGACUAAAAUAAAUACUUGGGCACAUUGGAGAGCCAUUUUACGAUUUGGCAGAAAAAUGUGAAUGAAAAUUGAACAUAAAAGAGAUCCGUUUCCUGAGUUUGAAAGAACGUUGCUAUCUAUAUAGAAAUCUUCAAUAUUCAUGCUGUUUAUACAUAUGGAUAUGAUAAACAGCAGAUUACGAUUUUCAUUCGGAUAAAUCUUAGAAAAACACCAUUAGUUUCAAUUUUUUGCAGUAAUUAAGAAUUUGAACUCAAAAAUCAUCAUGGUGAAAAUAUAAAUUUGAAAAUUGUUAAAUUUUAAAGCUAAUUUUGUGACCUAGAUAUGAUUUCAAAAAUGUUGAGAACUAUACUAGCGAAUAGAAAAGCGAGUUCUCUAGAAAAAUAGCUCAUCUUUAGCGGCAUAUUUCGCUCAUCGCAUAGAGGACACCUCAAACUAUCAAUCGAUUGAUGUGCAAAUCAGAGCCUCGGUAAGUAGUUCUGAGACAGAAAAAAUAUAAUGAAGCCACCGGCAAAGACGAGCAAACAAAAGGUGUAAUUUCUAACCGCUUGUGAUUUCAAUCUUCUCUGCCAUGGAACCAGUUCAACGAAACCGCUAUAGAGAUUCUAACAGCGCAAACUGUGAGCGUUAAUUUGAUGACUAAGCCAUCAUUUCAAAACUAAGCUAAUGUGCACUUCACAGGAACAUAUAGAGAAAAGUACAUUUUUUGAAAUUCCGUAACUAUUUUGACCUAUUUUGACUCUAAUUUUUGAUAGACGUGAUUUUGAAGUUCGAAGUUUUUUUGGACUGUAGACUAGCUAAUGGCCCUCACUGAUUUAAAGUUCAUCGAAAAGCAUCACUUCCCUGUCGAGAUUAGUGACGCAGAAGAUAAAAAUGUCGGAUUUAGUAAUGCAUGCGAUUUUCAGCAAAAUGUGUUCUGUAUUAUGCCUUUGAAAUUUUAAUCAUAUAUAAAUUUCCGUUUAGAAGUGUUUAUUUCCGUUUCCUUCACUAACAGAUAGUGAAUAUUUGAUCAGUCCUGUUAUCAUGACUUUUUCGUCACCAUUUACCACAACAAUGACAGCACUUAUUUAUCAAAGAAUUGAAGCAUUUUUCAAACAAGAUACAGUAUCUCGUAUAUCUCCUGAUAAAUCAAAUCAUAAACAUGGUCAUCAAAUAAGGUUGAGAUUAAAUAAUCUUUCUAAUUUACAUGUAGCAACGAUUCGAGCUGAAACUGGUAUUAACAUUGAUUAUACAAGAUUUACACGACAUGUGCCUGAUUAUAUAAUGAAACCAAAUCAUGAUUCCUGGGGUACAUGUCUUUGUAUGACCUGUUUGAAUCCAGAAUUAAAGACAGAUAAUUUACUUGGUAUGAAACAUAAAUAA